Entrophospora sp. SA101 is the source of this 636-nucleotide messenger RNA. Lineage: Eukaryota; Fungi; Glomeromycota; Glomeromycetes; Entrophosporales; Entrophosporaceae. The record is from the annotation of a GenBank genome assembly.
AUGGAGGGACAGCACCAGCAACGAAAGGCAGAAGGAAGUCAAAAACAACAAGAUGAAGAUGAAGGUCCAAAAUGGAUCUAUGAUGAGGCAUCUGAAGAUUACACCAGAACUGGUCCAACUAAAGUUGCUUUAAAAAGAUUCAAUAAUCUCAAUUCCAUUACAGUUGAAUUCAUCAACCAGGUAAAAAAAUAUUUAAAUUGUUUGCAAUGUGGCUCAUUGGCGGAUUGUUUUGGCAUAACAAAAGACUCGACGUCGUGUUAUAUGUUUGUAAUGAAGUAUUACGAGAAUGGUAACUUGUACCAAUACCUGAAUUAUGUCAAGGGUGUGAUCAGUUGGAGAGAUAUGAUCGACAUGUUGUGGGAUAUUUCAUGUGGACUGGAGAAAAUCCAUUCCCAAGAUUUGUUUCAUGGUAAUCUUCAUGGUGGUAAUUUGUUAAUCGAAGAGGAAAAUGUUUCAACCGAUGCAAAACUUGCUGAUGUGGGAUUUUAUGGGCCUGUCAAUUUUUCUAAAGCGGAAGAUGAAAGGUGGAAGUUGAUUAGCAGACAACACAAUAAAUCUUAUACUCCUCCCAAACAACAUCCUCAGGCUUUUUACACCAGCCGAGAGUUUUAUUUUCCUAAUCUUACCAAUCAAUAA